AUGAUCAGUGCUCACAGCAGCAUGGCAGGAGGAGUUCCAGACAGUGAUAGGAUGGUGGGGCUGAGGAACCGCUCCACGUGGGAGCCACUGUUACUUAAAGCCUCAUGUAUAAAGUCGUGUGCGAGCGGCUGUUCCCUCGGCAUCAGCGCCCAUCUCACCUACGCCAAUGUAGACGUGGAAGCUGUGGAAGGGAUCUUUGUUUACCCUCUCGGAGAGAAGGAGGUAGUGGUUGGAUUCGAGGCGGCCAUCGCAGGCCGUCUGGUCGGACUUCAUAUUGAGAGCAGAGGAAAGCUGAAGGAUUGCUGCCUGGACUGCUGCUCAGAGUUUGGCCUAGAGAGCCACUGUGGCAACAGCCGGGAAUGGGGAUGCUGUGGCAGGGGGAACCUCGAUAUGCAAUGUACCAAUGGCCAUGUUGUUUUAGAUGAAGAUUUGGAAAGAACCACUUUUAUUGUGGGUACAGGAGUCAUUGGCCCCAUGGAUAUAGUGUCCAUAACCCUGAGCACCACACUGGAACUUCCUACACUUGAAAAUGGAGCCAUUCGUAUAAUAUAUCCCACUGCACUUACUCCAAUAGUCACUGGACACAGGACAAGCAAGAGUGACAAUGGAGGAAAAUCAGAAGAGAUGGGAGCAACUAGCUGCUUUGGAGCCACCUCAGGGAAAUCGGACAGGACCAUGCACUCUGAACAGCAGUGUGCACACAGCAGGUUCACCAGCCCAGCUGCUAACCUGGCAACUUAUGAACUCAACUUUCAACUCCUCGUCCGUGCAGCCUGCUUACUGGCUGGAUUGGAAAGUCCAACUCAUGCCCUCAGAGCAGAUGCCAACCCCAGUGCUCAAAGUGCCUCAACUACUUACAUCACCUUGGCACAGGAGCACCCCUACGACCGGCACAUAGAAAUCAUACUGCACCUCAGUGAACCACACAAGCCUUUAGUAAUAGUGGAAAAAGGAAGGCUUUCCUUCACCCAGUAUGAUCAGCAGAUCACCUCUCGUCGUGAUUUUAUCCGCUCUAUGAGGCAAAACCCAGAGCCUGAGAAAAAGCUGGAGUUUGUGAGAAAGCGUUAUCACAAAGACAUCAUGAGCAAUCCUGUUUUGAUGCUUAAUUUUUGUCCCGACCUGUUAAGUGAACCCACAGAACUUCACAAAUCCACCAGAGAAGUAGUUUUUAUUAUAGAUCGCAGCGGCAGCAUGAGUGGCACCAAUAUUCAACGAGUGAAAGAAGCCAUUGUUGUAGCCUUGAAGAGUCUCCCUUCAGGGACAACACUCAACAUUGUGGGUUUUGGCACCACUGUCAAACCACUCUUCUCUAUGAGCAGACUUUGUACUGAUGUCACUCUAAUGCAAGCAAGCGAGUACAUACAGAGGAUGAAAGCAGACAUGAGAGGCACCAAUCUGCUGGGGGUGAUGUCCUGGUUGUAUCAGCAGCCAAUGCAGCGUUCCAGCCCUCGACAGAUAUUUAUUAUUACAGAUGGGACGAUCAGCAGCGUUUCCAAAAUACUGGAGUUGGUCCGCAGAAACGCAUGUUCUGGGAGGUGUUUUGGGUUGGGCCUUGGUCCCAAAGCAUGCAGACGGCUCCUGCAGGGUGUGUCCAGAUUGACAGGAGGCCUGACAGAGUUCUUGGACGAUGAGGAGAGACUGCAGCCAAAGUUAAUCAAAUCCUUGAAAAAGGCUUUUGAACCUGUUCUGACUGAUGUUCGUAUUGACUGGUACCUGCCGGAAAAUAUGGAGGCUCUUCUGUCGCCCUCUGAAAUUCCCCCCCUCUACCCUGGAAACUGCCUUAUUGGAUACUGCACUCUGUAUGACUGUUCAAACUUCAAAUCCAAGAAGACUGAGCAGACUGCCGGAGUUAGAAAUCCAAGCUCUUCUAGUGUUUGUAACAAUGACCUUUCCCCGUCUAAUUCCUCUGAGUUGAUGCCAGUGGUGACAAGUUCAGAAGGUAAUGACUUAGAGGAGGCACUGAGGGAAAUAUCCAGAGAAAUCUCUUCUGAGUUCUCAUGUGCAAGAAACACUGAUCCUGGUAUGGAUGUGGAGUGGUCCAGUGAUGUGAGGUGGAGGAUAGAGGAGAGCUCUUACAUUCAGGAGCAGUAUAUUCUGACGCGCUGCUCUCUCAGCAGUGACCCAACUCUGCAGACACACUCCCAGUCAAACUUAAACACCUUGUCCAACAUGGAUGGUGCCAGCCCCUCCUUUGAGGAUUCUGCUUCUGGUUCUGUACUAGACACUGGAUCUUUGCCUCAAGGCCUUGAAAAGAUGCUUUGUCCUGAAAAGAAAUCUUGUCUGGCUCGCUGGGCUGACGCAGUGUGGCAUCAAAACCUUUCAGCUAAAACAGUUGAAAUUGGAUCAAAAAAGGGUGAGGAUCUGGAUGUGAAUGAGGACUCAAGGAUGAGACACAAAGUCUUGGCCCGUUCUACCAUGGCGGCACGCAGUUACUCUUCUCCACAGGGGGAGAUGGAGAUGCAUCGCCUGAGAAGAGCUUUGGAGAGGGUUUCUUUUGACCAAAGUAUGGGAGGGCGGCUUGAUGAAAGUGAUGCAGAAGCAACCCUUUCAAUGGGACAUGACAUGUUGUCCCACAAAAGUCUUAGUGAUUCUAAUGGGCUCCUGUUUCCUGCAUCUCCUCUGGACUGGGAUAGUUUUGCAGACCCAGAAAAUCUCUUCUGUUCUGUCCCUCUGGAAGACCCUCCUCCAGGCCAAUGCCGCUCAAUUAUACAUGGGCAGUUCAAUGGGCACCCAGUGUCCUGGGAAGUCACUGUGGUCCUAGGACCCCUGUGGUCAUCAGAAGCUCCGUACACAGCAGUGAUGAACAGAGCUGAACAAGGACUGGAAGAAGGCCAAGGUGAAACAUGGAAGGAGAUAGUCCACCAGCUCACUGCACGUUCAGUCAUUAGGGAUUUUGAGAAAAUGGCAGAGAAGGAGUGUGACACAGGACACAAUUCACUAAAACGCUACCGUAUGAAGGCCAUUCAAACCAGUAAGCACUGCAACAUCAUCUGCAUGUAUACAACCUUUACGAUAACAGACAGCACCCAAAGCAAAGGAGUCACAGAAUGUCUGGAUGUUCAACACACUGGACUGUACAUGGGCAACAAGCAUAACUCUGUUUCUGAAAAUCGAAAACAGAAAACAUAUUCUGUGGGAUUAGGCAGGCGCCGCACAAGCAAGGACAGUGAAGACCUGGAGGAUGCUUUCAAUUCUACAGACAAAGAUGAAACCCCUGCCUCUCCCUGCAGUCUUACAUCCUGGGACUCCAAUGUGAGCAGUUCCUUCACUGGAGCAAACCCAACAAUACCAGGCAGCUCCUUUUCACGAUCACAAAGAUCUAUAGAAAGCAAGUCAAUGGAAAGCUUUUUUGGCACAAAAUUUCCACUUGGCAGACUCAGGUCAUCCAUUUCAUCCGGGAAACAGGUUCCUCUUAAGUCUCACUGUCUCUCUGCUGAACCAGAGAAACAACUUGAUAUUGAAACUCCAGACUACCUGCCCUUGGUCCGUCUGCAGCUGGCAUCAGGAGCCUUUCUUCUGACUGACAUUUACUCGGACUGUGUCCAGAUACCAGUGGAUCGUCUGAAGAGAGCAUCCCCGUACAGUCUCCACCGCCGCAGCUUGAGCCCACCUUUCCGCUGCACAUCUCCCAGUGCUCCAUCUUUAUCUUCUGCUGCCAAAUCGUCAGCUGUCCCUGGACAGCACGUGUCCUUCUCCCCCUAUUCUUGUCCUCUCAAUAAGCCUGUGGCACCUCCCUUUCAUCACACUCCAGAUGACACGCCACUGAUGCUUGAGCCAAGACUUCGACGUAGACACCUAUCUGACAAAGAGCCCCUGAGCUCCCCCCCUGAGCUGCUGAGCUCUGAGGAGGGCUCUCCGGAGCUUGGCCACGCUCAGGCGGACAGUGGCCGUGGCUCGGAGACAGAUGGUUGCGAUAGCCUCUUUGUGGAUUCUGUCCAGGGCAAUCUGUUGGCUCAGGACGACUUGGAGAGCUCCACAUGGGCGACUGCAGUAGCUCUGGCCUGGCUGGAGCACCGCUGUGCAGGAUACUUUAUGGAGUGGGAGUUGGUAGCAGCAAAAGCAGACUUCUGGCUGCGCUGUCAGGAGCUCCCUGAGGGAGUGGACUUGGCUGCGCUGAGGGGGGCAGCAAGACAGCUGUUUCUUCUACUUCGCCACUGGGACGAGAACAUCAAACUCAACAUGCUGUGCUACAAUCCUAAUAAUGUGUGA
Knipowitschia caucasica is the source of this 4209-nucleotide messenger RNA. The record is from the annotation of a GenBank genome assembly. Lineage: Eukaryota; Metazoa; Chordata; Actinopteri; Gobiiformes; Gobiidae.